CGCCGCACCCGGAAGCGGCCGCGCUGCCGCGGCGGUGCCAGCGAGGCGCGGGCCUGCGCGAGGGCGAGGCGCGGCGGGGCCCGGGCCCCCCGGGACGGCGGGAUGGCGGCCGAGGGGAAGGUGACGGGGCAGAGCCAGGAGCAGUUCCUGCUGCUGGCCAAGGCGGCCCGCGGCGCCGCCCUCGCCAGCCUGAUCCACCAGGUGCUGGAGGCCCCGGGCAUCUACGUCUUCGGGGAGCUGCUGGACAUGCCCGCCGUCCGGGAGCUGGCCGACAGCGAGUUCUCCCCCGUCUUCCGCCUCCUCACCAUCUUCGCUUACGGCACCUACGCGGACUACCUGGCUGAAGCAGCAAACCUGCCUCCCUUGACAGAGGCUCAGAAGAACAAGCUGAGGCACCUGUCGGUCGUCACUCUGGCCGCCAAGAUCAAGUGCAUCCCCUACUCGGUGCUGCUGGAGCAGCUGCAGCUGAAGAACGUGCGGCAGCUGGAGGACCUGGUGAUCGAGGCCGUGUACGCGGACGUGCUGCGCGGCAGCCUGGACCAGCGCAACCAGCGCCUGGAGGUGGACUACAGCAUUGGCAGGGACAUCCGCAGGGAGGAGCUCAGCACCAUCACCCGCACGCUGCAGGAGUGGUGCCAGGGCUGUGAGGUGGUCCUGUCGGGCAUUGAGGAACAGGUCAGCCGGGCCAACCAGCACAAAGAGCAGCAGCUGGCUCUGAAGCAGCAGAUUGAGAGCGAGGUAGCAAACCUGAAGAAGACCAUUAAAGUGACAACAGCAGCUGCUGCAGCAGCCACGUCCCAGGACCCAGAACAGCACCUAACAGAGCUUAGGGAGCCAGCCCCUGGCACCAACCAGCGCCAGGCCAGCAAGAAAACUUCCAAAGCCAAAGGGCUCCGGGGCAGUGCGAAGAUCUGGUCCAAAUCAAAUUAGUUGGAUCUCCCUUCACAAUUGGGAGGGUGAGAGGAAGAAAUCUGGGGGAUGGAGGGGUAGCCAGGGUCCCAAGUGUGAUGCUUCUGAGCUCUUCUCCAAGAUCCAUCUUGCCAACUCAUUCACCUGCAUGUUUGUGCUCUUUCCUGUCUUUACCAACUUUCCAGGCAGUGCCUCCCCCCUCUUUGUGACAGCAUUUCACACUCUAAGCUUCCAGUUGUAUGCCUUGCUCUUUCCCCUCCCCCUCCAGCCCCCAUGGCCAUGUGCUCCUCUCUUUCUCUCUCCCUGUCUCUUGACAAGUCAAUUUAAAAGAGCCGUAAAACUGUGUUGGUCACCUUGGCACCUGGAGGGCAUCACAGGAGCUUGGAAAAGAAUGUGCUGGUGCUCAGCAAUCAUUUUGGCUCUCUGAGACCCUGGGGUACUUUGCUCCGGGAUGCAGCUGCCAUCUUGGAUUGUUUCAUCUUUGUUUUGCUAGGUGGGAGGGUAGUUUUUGAAGGGAUUCUUUUAAAGAUAUAUAAAUAUAUUAUAAAUAUAUAUAAAACAAUAAAAAAAUACAGAUCUAUGGACAUACCUAUACAAA
This is a messenger RNA of Apus apus (common swift), 1507 nucleotides long. It is a transcript of the gene COPS7A, whose product is annotated as COP9 signalosome subunit 7A. Lineage: Eukaryota; Metazoa; Chordata; Aves; Apodiformes; Apodidae. The transcript has 7 exons. The record is from RefSeq and is a predicted model, not a curated record. The coding region runs from base 103 to 930 and encodes 275 amino acids. Gene Ontology annotation, cellular component: COP9 signalosome. Gene Ontology annotation, biological process: COP9 signalosome assembly.